CUCAUGCUGCGCUUUAGCCGCGUCUGGUCUGGUCUCAUCUUCCAGCGGUAGAACCGGCGAGAGCCGCUGCAGCUUUGCUGUCUCCUUCUCCUCCAGGUCCCUGUCGCUUCAGGGCCGUCCAUGCACGGAGCCAUGGCCGCGUCCUCGCACCGGAUCACCCUGGGGCCGCUGGUGGCCGCCAUCGACCAGGGCACCAGCUCCACACGGUUCCUGGUGUUUAAUUCAAAAACAGCAGAGCUCUUGAGCCAUCAUCAGGUGGAAAUCAAACAGAGCUUCCCCAAAGAAGGAUGGGUGGAGGAGGAUCCCAAAGAAAUCCUGCAGUCGGUGUAUGAGUGCAUGGAGCGGACAUGUGAAAAGCUCACGCAGCUCAACAUAGACAUCUCGAACAUUAAAGCUAUUGGAGUGACCAAUCAGAGAGAGACCACGCUCGUCUGGGACAAAGAGACAGGGGAGCCCCUCUACAAUGCAAUUGUGUGGCUGGACCUGCGGACUCAAUCCACAGUCGAGCGUCUCAUAAGUAAAACCCCAGGAAGGAAUAAGAACCACUUGAAGCAUAAGACGGGGCUCCCGAUCAGCACCUACUUCAGUGCAGUGAAGCUCCGCUGGCUGAUGGACAACGUGGCCGAGGUCCACGAGGCCGUCGUCUCCCACCGCGCCAUGUUCGGCACCGUCGACUCCUGGCUCAUAUGGUGUCUGACAGGGGGAAAGUCAGGCGGAGUUCACUGCACAGAUGUGACCAACGCCAGCAGAACCAUGCUGUUUAACAUCCACACCCUGGACUGGGACCCAGAACUCUGCAAAUAUUUCGGUAUUCCCAUGGAGAUCUUACCCAGGGUGAGGAGUUCAUCAGAAAUAUAUGGACUCAUGAAAAUAUGUUCUAGUCGGAAAUCUGGGCCUUUAACGGGGAUUCCCAUCUCAGGGUGUCUCGGGGAUCAAUCAGCAGCUCUUGUUGGGCAGAUGUGUUUCCAGGACGGGCAAGCUAAAAACACGUAUGGGACUGGCUGCUUCCUGCUUCGAAACACCGGAUCCAAGGCUGUGAUGUCUGACCACGGUCUGCUGACCACCGUCGCCUACAAGCUCGGCCGAGACAAACCCGCCUGUUAUGCACUAGAGGGCUCCGUCGCCAUCGCAGGAGCGGUGGUUCGCUGGCUUCAGGACAAUCUGGGGAUCAUUGGAUCAUCUGAAGAGCUUGAAAAGUUGGCGGCAUCAGUCGGCACAUCCUAUGGUUGCUAUUUUGUUCCUGCAUUUUCGGGCCUUUAUGCACCUUAUUGGGAGCCCAGUGCGAGAGGGAUCAUUUGUGGGUUAACUCAGUUUACGAAUAAGAGCCACCUGUCAUUUGCUGCACUAGAAGCUGUCUGUUUCCAGACACGAGAGAUACUGGAUGCCAUGAACCAGGACAGUGGCAUCCCUCUGACUCAGCUCCAGGUGGACGGAGGAAUGACGUCCAACAGGCUACUGAUGCAGCUGCAGGCCGACAUUCUCUGCAUCCCUGUUGUGAAGCCAUCCAUGCCCGAAACCACAGCUCUGGGUGCAGCGAUGGCAGCAGGAGCAGCAGAGGGCGUGAGCGUGUGGAGCCUGAACCCCGAGGACCUGAGUGAAGUCACAUCAGAGAAGUUUGAGCCUCAGAUCAACCCUGAAGAAAGCGAGUUUCGGUAUGCGCGAUGGAAGAAGGCGGUGGAGAAAUCGAUGAGUUGGGAGACGACGCAGCCUGUUGCCAAUGGAAACGGUGAAAUCAGCAUCUUCAGCAGCAUCCCGCUGGGCUUUUACAUCAUGGGCAGCAUGCUGAUGUUAAUCGGUGCGAAAUACAUCACAGGUCCCAACUAGCCUCACAAUCCUGGAAGCAGUAAAGCAGAGAGGAAAAGUGGGAACAAGUGCACAUCCUGCUGGACCACCACAGGCGCUCUCGCUGUACUUUUGUCGCCAGAAUUCAUUCCAGGAGAACUAAGAACAAGAGAUCUGGACGACCUGGAACUCCCUGAAGGAACUAGUUGUUUUAUUUCCUGUGCUUUUACUUUAUCUGUGGCAUUCACGUUGGUACAUGUUGACGUGCAAGAGAUGAUUUAGCAGGAGAAUACAUGCAGUGUUCUGUUUUUUUGUUGUUUUUUUUGUUACAGAUUAGAUGAAAUUUUGUGGUAAUUUAUGUAGAAACAGACAGUUCAGGUUAUUGUUAAAGUAUUCCUUCUAUAUUUUUCUUUUGUAACCCUACUGUAAGUCUUGACUACUCCAACAGUCAUCCGGUGAUAAUUUACUGUUAAAAGAUCUUCUACUGUGAGUUACGGGAAUAUUUUAGAGCACUUUAUUGUAUUUUUUUUGUCCUGUAGAUGCCGUUUGCAACAAAACCGUUUUUUUUUUUUAAGUUUUGAAAAGUUAUGGCACUGAGGGAGGAAAUGAAUGGGCUGCUUUUUGUGACGGUGAAGCUGUAUGUACAUGAUUUUUUUUCCUUUUUGUAAACGAAGAAAGUAUUAUCUAUUUAACAAAUGUGGAAAGAAAGGGCAUUUAUGACAAGAUUUCUGGCAUUAAAGAAACAAUCCAAAGUUGGAUCAACCCCUAGGUGUAUUAUUAGUUGAUCAUGAGCUUAAACUUUCAUGAAAGAUUCAAAAGCAGUUUUGAGUGAGAACAGAGUUUUUACAGCAAAAUACCAAUUAACGUUACCACUAAGUGCAAGGGACCUGUCAAAGUAUAUUUUAAAGCAGCACGCAGGAGCUGUUGACAUGUUUAUCUCACUGGCCCCCUCUUUAGGUUCAGUUUACACUCCUUACCAGCUAAUAACACACCUACGGUUGUUUUAUCUCCAGAAUGCUCCUUUGAUCUAGGCACACCAGAGUGAAACUGACAUUUUUAGGUCCAUCUUGAUAAGAUUAUGCAACUGAAUGUUUUAAAUGUUGUUCUCAUUUUGACUUUAAAAUGGAUUAAUAAAAUAUAAUUGGAACCAUUCUGAACAUUUUUGAAGAUAAUGCUAUAUUUUGGUCAUUUCGGGAGCUUUUUAUUGACCUUCAAUGGUUGAACAAAGCCUGGAUUAAUUUCCUCUCAUGCAAAUCAAAACUUGCACCUGCAAAUUUAUUGCACUGGAAAUGAUUUUACAUUGGUACCUACGUCAAAGGGAGCCUUAUCAAAUUUCACGAACAUGGAUGAUUUCUUUGUCCUCGGUUUAGUGUGUGCCACGCCUGAGGAGUUGACAUUGAGGAAGUGUGACAGCAAACUGUCAGUGUUUGUCCUCUCACUCAGCAUUUGACACUGUAACAAAAACAAAGCCGGUUUUAACCAAGGUCUGUGUCACAACGAGGGUUUUUUGUUUUUAUUGCUUAUAAAUGCUUUGGCAUUUGCCUUGUAUAGUUGUGCAGCUAUUUAUUUAUUGUACAGUCUACCACAUGUGUGAAACAGAGUAUUCUGUCGGGGUGUAAACACUAUUUACAUGAGCGGGGAGAAAAAGCAAAUAACACGGAAAUCAAGACCUUCAACUGUGAAAUGAAAAGUUGUAUAACUUGAUCUGUGUGUUCCUUCUCCACGAGCCACAGUGUGCUGGUGUUUGUCCGUCACAUUAAAUAUGUACAACCCUG
Cololabis saira (Pacific saury) is the source of this 3557-nucleotide messenger RNA. It is a transcript of the gene gk, whose product is annotated as glycerol kinase. The transcript has 21 exons. Gene Ontology annotation, cellular component: mitochondrion. Gene Ontology annotation, molecular function: glycerol kinase activity. The coding region runs from base 121 to 1824 and encodes 567 amino acids. The record is from RefSeq and is a predicted model, not a curated record. Gene Ontology annotation, biological process: triglyceride metabolic process; glycerol metabolic process; glycerol-3-phosphate biosynthetic process. Lineage: Eukaryota; Metazoa; Chordata; Actinopteri; Beloniformes; Belonidae.